Molecule: messenger RNA, 608 nt
Organism: Drosophila biarmipes
Lineage: Eukaryota; Metazoa; Arthropoda; Insecta; Diptera; Drosophilidae
Exons: 1
Coding region: 1-390 (129 amino acids)
Cellular component (GO): membrane
Molecular function (GO): phosphatidylinositol bisphosphate binding
Source: RefSeq, a predicted model, not a curated record
AUGAUAUGCGCAGCUUUAGAAAGAUCUCGGUGUCCGGUGAAGGUGAAGGAGGUGCACGUGAUCAACAUCUCGCCGCUGGUCGACACCAUCUUCAAUUUCGUGAAGCCCUUCGUGAAGGAGAAGAUCCGCAGCCGCAUCACUUUCCACAACGACGUGGAGAGCCUCUACAAGGUGGUGCCCCGCGACCUACUGCCCAACGAGUACGGCGGCAAGGCCGGGAACGUCGUGGAGCUGAACCAGUGGUGGAAGCAGAAGCUGGUCGACAACACCCAGUGGUUCAAGGACCAGGAAGACAAGAAGGCCAACGAGUCCCUGCGUCCGGGUGCCCCCAAGACCAGCGACGAUCUGUUCGGCAUGGAAGGCACCUUCCGACAGCUGAACAUCGACUAGGGCCGAGGGGAUCCAGCAUCCACCUCCGGCGACCUCAUCCAGCUUGUCUAACCCUUUUUAUUAGCCGCUCAUUUGAUUAGUCCAAGCUCGUGUGCAUGACUCUUGCUUAAUUGCUUCAUUCUUUCGCCAGAACCCAUUGUUAGUCUAUCUUCAUAUCACCAGUACAUUGCAGUAAUUACAAUAAUAAAGAACAGCAGCAUAUUAAGGAAUGAAUAAAA